This is a messenger RNA of Seminavis robusta, 1560 nucleotides long. Lineage: Eukaryota; Bacillariophyta; Bacillariophyceae; Naviculales; Naviculaceae. The record is from the annotation of a GenBank genome assembly.
GAUCCUCAUUAGCCUUCUCCAUUCCUCGAUCGCUGCGCUGUUUCCUUCGCUGAUAACAAGCUGAGCGACCUUUCGAGCAGCAGCAUUGUGUCCCGCUCUUCCCUCCUUCGUUGCCUCUUGCUGCUUGUGGAAAGCACGCGCAGUUUUAUAUCUAUACGCAUUAUUUUGGAUUCACCAUGGGCAAUCUUUUGGGAGCACCAGUGACAGAGAAGGAAACCCACGUUGGUGAAUCCGAGGAUGGGCUCAAGUUCGGUGUGUCGUCCAUGCAGGGAUGGCGUAUUCAUAUGGAGGAUGCUCAUGUGGCAGAGUGUCGCUUAUACGCGGCGGAGCUGGAGGAGACUGCUGGUGCAACCAAUGGCGAAACCAAACCAAAAGAUGGCAACAGUAAGACCUACAAACACAUAGAGCUACCCGGCCACUCCAUUUUCGCUGUCUUUGACGGCCACGGUGGAACAUUUGCUGCUCAAUACUCUGGGCGUAAUCUCUGUCGAGUCCUCUCUCGUCAGCCCAAGUUUGUAAAGUAUGCGAAAUUUAUGGAGGAGCGUGCCGAGAAAGAAAAGCUCUUGACCAAAUCCAGAGAACGAGUGCAAUACAUUACCACUGGUUUGGAAUACAUAGAAGGCGCAUUGCGAGACACCUUUGUGGAAUUGGACAUGGAGAUUGCAUCGGCACUCCAGGGCUCACGUAUUCCGGAGGCGGAUCAACCAUACCAUGAAGAAAAACCACAAGGUGAUGGCGGUGGACCAGCAGGAAUGGACACCAGCGGUGACCCGCAACAAGACGCUCUGUCGGAAGCCGAUUCCACACUCCAGCUUUUGGACAAGGAAGGAGAUUCCGGAACGACGGCGUGUGUCGUAGUAGUAGCUCCUCAAUGGGUGGUUUGUGCCAAUGCUGGUGAUUCCAGGUCCGUGUUUAGCAAGCAUGGGCACAAGGCAGUGCCACUCAGCUACGACCACAAACCCGAUGACGAAGAGGAGGAACGACGGAUCCGAGCCGCUGGGGGAUAUGUGGCCGGGGGCCGUGUGGAGGGUGAUCUAGCUGUCAGUCGAGGACUAGGUGACUUUCGAUUUAAGAAUAUGGCAACAGUGCUCGCUGGAGCAACCGGCCAAAAGGACAAGACUUCAGGCGAUCAAAUGGUCGAACCGGAAGAUCAGAAAGUUUCUCCAGUUCCAGACGUCAUCAUCCAAAACCGUAGCGCAGAUAAAGAUGAAUUCAUCAUUGUCGCUUGCGAUGGUAUUUGGGAUGUGCAGACAAAUUAUGAGGCGGUGAAAUCGGUUGCGGAGAUGUUUGAAGAGGGUGAAUCUAACUUGGGGCUGAUCUGCGAAGAGAUGUGCGACACGUGCUUGAACAUGGGAAGCAAAGACAACAUGACAACUUUAGUGAUAAAAUUUGAAGGCCAACCUGUCGGCAAUGGAGGUGGGGUCACAGCUAGACGACAGCAAAGGGACUCAUCGCAGCCCAAUAACGACAACCAGCAACAACCUUCAUAAUCACCUCCUGCUGGGCAUUCAUUCUAAUCAAAAAUAUACCAUGACAAUUCUGACUUGAUACUGUACCGUA